Uranotaenia lowii is the source of this 3522-nucleotide messenger RNA. It is a transcript of the gene Cpes, whose product is annotated as ceramide phosphoethanolamine synthase. The transcript has 2 exons. Bases 455 to 1600 code for a protein of 381 amino acids. NCBI's taxonomy places the organism in Eukaryota, Metazoa, Arthropoda, Insecta, Diptera, Culicidae. Gene Ontology annotation, cellular component: membrane. The record is from RefSeq and is a predicted model, not a curated record. Gene Ontology annotation, biological process: phospholipid biosynthetic process. Gene Ontology annotation, molecular function: phosphotransferase activity, for other substituted phosphate groups.
CCAAUCGCUGAAUCUUGCCGCCCAACGGGAACGUCUCCCGAUUCGGCAGUACCGGGACCAGAUCCUCUACUGUCUCGAACGCUACCAGACGCUGGUGUUGGUUGGCGAGACCGGCUCCGGAAAGAGCACACAAGUACCCCAGACUGUAACCGUACCACUAGUGGCGUAAAGAACAGUUCACUCCAAACCCAAAAUAGAACCCUGAUUGACAAAAAAGUUAGUACGAUUGUACCUUGGUCGAGCGAGGGAGUUACGUGUGAUAGAAUCCCCCGGAAGCGGAACUAGAAGUUGUGAACGUUAUACAAUAAUCAUAGGCUGAAACACCUGUCCAGCGCACAAAAAAAAGUGUUCUAGAACAAAACGACUACAAGUGUCUUCUUUCAACGCUCUUCAACUAUAUCUGUCCUUUAGUGUUGUGAUCCCGAGCUAACGACAAUCUAGCCGAGCCGCAAACAUGGUCGGCCCAAGUUCACAAAUUAGCAAACUUUUGCUGACGCUACUGUUCCUUAUGAUAAUAUUCUUCAUAUGGAUGGACGUGAAUUUAUACAUUCGAAUCCAGGACUAUCCGAUUCGUGACAACGAAAUCCGUCUGCUGAAUGGAAGUACCGUUUUAAAGCCCACAAUGCCAGCAUCUUCGCCUUACGCAACUUCAUCGAUUCCAUUCCGAUUGCCAGAUCAGGCGGCCGCUCGAUAUGAAGAUGUGGCGUGGGUUUCUUGCGAUCUGAAUCCCUUGUGCGACGUGACGGUUAAAGCGAUGAUGUUGGACCACACCAACCAUUAUCUGUUUGCCCCUAUGGCAACGAUUGCCGAUAACUUGGCCGGUUUUUCCAAAGGAGAUCUGAUAACACCCAAUAUGAUCUCAUUUUUCCACGUAUUUGUGGCCAUAGCAGCAGGAAAAAUGAUAGCCUCGGAUUCACUGGGCUAUCGUAGGAUAGGAGUGGUGCUGUUCCAGUUCCGGACGUUCCUCGAUGAUCUGGAUGGGCAUGUGGCACGGGCUAAGAAAAACAUUCGGGGAGAACGAUCGGACAUAGGAUCGUCCGGAUAUUAUAUCGAUGGUAUAUGCGAUGGACUCGGCUGCAUAGCACUGAUGAUUGGAGUUUUCGUAUUCCUGAAAAAUAAUCCCCCUCGACGCGGGUACACUCAGCUACAGUCCAUAAUUCCGGUGGCUGAAUCUAAGAAUUCCGAAUCUGGUGUGAUCUACAAAGUUAAAGUGACAACCAAAAAAGUGGUUCGCAAAGUUCUCUGCUACAGUGGCAUUCUUCUGCUCAGUUCCACUGGCUGGAAUCGUUAUAUCGCCAUCUACCAGGAUAUGUUGGAGCGUGAAGACGUAACGCCACUUCAGUUCCUGCAUCAGGAGUCCGUAUUCCGUUCGACCGGCUUCUUUUGCAUUUGUUGGCUGUGGCGGAUAUUCAACGUGCAUGCGCUGCUUCAUUUCCUGCUGCUGAGCGUCUUCUGUGAUAAACUGUGGGAAUACCUGCGAAUGAUUCAGUACGCCGGAUAUGUGUCCCUGCUGGUCAUCAUAAGCGUGGCCGAGAUGCAUCUACUGGGGGUGCAAAAUUUUAUCUACAAGUCGUUGACCGGUAACAAUACGUCGUUGUGAUUAAACUAAGAAAAAAGCGGACAAACCCGCUUAACUGAGAUAACCCAUCGUCCCACUUUAAAUGCUGUUUUAGCUCCGUUAUGCAGUCUUGUGUAUUGGCGCUGCUUGAUUUUGUUUUUCUCAAACGCAUUUUAAUUCCAGUUUCAUGAAUUUAUCAAACAUGGAACCGUUCUAAUUGACGUAAAUUGUUUCCAUCGCAAUUCCUUUUGAAAUUUUCGGCCAUACAUUGAUUCAAUAAACUGCAAUUUACUGACAAAAACCAGUAGAAAUCAGUUUCUAUUUGGUAUUGAAUCAACAUCUAGUUUCCAAAAUAAAUCAAUAAAUGCUUUAGAACGUUUUCAUCAUUCAAUAUUUUAAAGUUCCAACAUCAUAAAUUCAUGUUGACUGGAGAUCUCACUAACAGGGGAAAAUUUAUAAAAUGGAAACAAAACAAGCAGCUCCAGAAGAUUCGUGUUAUGACCUUAUACAAUUAAUUUGUUACUCUCAAUCCAACGUUUACGUUCUAAAAUCUAGGUUCCACCAGUGAAAAGUUUAGUUUGAAAACAGCACUCCCAUUAAAUUCUGUCAGAUGUGUAAGCAUUCGCCGUCAAACGGUUCGAUUUGAACAGUGGUACAAUAAGAAAUACAUACACUCUAGGUUUGUUGGCUACUGGGCGAUGUUUAAAAUAAAUAAUGCAGUACUAUGGGUUCACUAAAUUGUUUCUAAUCAGGUCUUAAAGAAAAUUAAGGUAAUGGUUUUUCAAAUAAGAAGAGUACUACAUUAUUUAUUUUACAACUCUCCAAAUCAGUUUCGAUUAGAGAUUAUUCUGAACCAGUUAGCAAUAGUAAAUCUAGGAUGAGCUAUUUUUUUUAAACCGUUCCAAGACAGCUGGCUGAACACUGAUUAUAAAAUUGGUUUAGACUAUGAUUAUGAAAAUGCCUUAACUGACUCACGAAAUAGCAGAAAUAAUUCUAGUGACAGCAACACAUCAUUAGUACUCUUGUCGAUCUUAUGAAAGACGAGCAAAUUUAAGAAAGCUGUAGAUUAUAUUUUUUCCUUCCUUAGAGAUGAGGUUUUGGGUACCUGACGAUCUUUUUUAUACUAGAUUAUUUUUCAAAAUGAACAGUGAUCAGUGAGUGAAUAAUCUCAUAACCUGUUUCCACUAGAAAUUGAUAUGAUUUCACAACAAUGUUCACGUUAGCAAAGUACAGUCUUGACUGAAAAAAAAUUUGAAAAAUUAUAUCGAUCAUCUUACCAAUAAAUUUCGGGUGUUCAUAUGUUUUCUCGAAAUUUAAAUCGACUUUUGUAUACAUGCAUACCCACACAUCAUCUUACAUACCGCAGGUCACUCAGAGCCUCAAAGUUUUAUUUUAAUUUAGUUUUAAAAUCUCCCUAAUAGACACUUUUGUUGGAAGCUUCGGAGAUAAGAUUGUAUCCGGGGAAAGAGGCCACUAGCUUUGAGAUAAAAGAUUGUGUUGAACACAAUUGAACAAUUCUUAUCAUUUUUACUCCCUUUCUAUAUUCCUAGAUUUUAAAUGCAUACUAUGCAAGAUGUGAAAUAGCUCUAUAUUUAACAACUAUAUAGUAUAUACUGCAGUAAUUUUACGAAGAAAGUAAAACAGAAAAAAAUUACAAUAAGUGUCGUGUGUAUUCACGAUUGAAGAUGGCAUCAUUUAUGUUUGUUAGGAGUUAAACUAUGGCGAGCCAGGGGAAGAUAGAGCAUAAUAUCAGAAAGAGAACUAUUGAAAUGUUAAUGAAGAGAUAAGUAUAACAGAGAAGACGCGAUUUAUAUACUAACACGUAAUGUAAGUACAGUAAAUGUAGCAGAUAUUUGACUUUUGUGAAGCAUCCGAAGAGGAAUUAUAGCUUCGGAUAUAUUAUUGAAUUCUGAAGUGCUAACACUAUAAGCAGAAGACGAAUAAAUGUGUAUAUGUGCCGUUAA